Molecule: messenger RNA, 597 nt
Organism: Strongylus vulgaris
Lineage: Eukaryota; Metazoa; Nematoda; Chromadorea; Rhabditida; Strongylidae
Source: the annotation of a GenBank genome assembly
AUGCCUCGCACAAGGAACUUGGAACGAAUUCCGAAAGCCACCAAGGAUCUGCUAGAGAGGAGAAGAACACUGAGGCCGGAUCCGACUGCAACACAUCUGGAGCGACUGACAGGACUCGCACAACUUCCUGACAAAGAUGGAACCUAUCACCACGCUCUUCAACACCCGUGUCAAACCCCGUUAUUCUCACUGGAGAAACCACUACGUCUUCCUGCUGAAGUACGCGCCACGAUCCAGACCAUGAAGGCAGCUACGGCUUUGGGACCGGAAGAAGUCCAACCUGUAGCACAAGCUGGAUAUCGCCAGGGAUUCACCUGCGUGGAUCACAUCCAUACAGAUAAUCGAGGUUUGCCAAGAGUACCCGUCGAGACUAAUACCAUACUGUCGGCGCUCGUCGAUCGAGAGGUUUACCCAUCUUACGUGAGGACUUGGCCAACUGCUGCAGGAACUGCUCUUCAAGGUACAGCUUUUCCAUCGUUCCUUAACAUACCAAUCUCGAAGGGAGUUCGACAAGGCGACACCGUGACGCCAAAGCUGUUUACCGCCGCGUUGCAGUGGGUGGUGAAAUCACUGAAUGAACGAGAGAGUACAAGUUGA